This is a messenger RNA of Tuber aestivum (summer truffle), 1289 nucleotides long. NCBI's taxonomy places the organism in Eukaryota, Fungi, Ascomycota, Pezizomycetes, Pezizales, Tuberaceae. The record is from the annotation of a GenBank genome assembly.
AUGUCGGAAAGGCAGAACUUGGAGUCCCAGUGGAUCUUCACCGAGGAAGAGCUUCUGCGCACCCCCUCUGUUCUGGACGGUAUCUCCCCGGAGCUGGAGCGGGAGCAGCGGGGGAAGGGAUGCAACUUUAUAUUGCAGAUGGGGAUCCAGCUAAAGCUUCCGCAACUGACACUGGCUACGGCGUCGGUGUUUUUGCAUAGGUUUUAUAUGCAAAAUUCUCUCAAGAGACAUCACUAUUAUGUUAGCCCCUCCAUCUCCUAUCUCCCAUGUUUGCUGGGGAGCCUCGCUGACCUCUGUUCCUUUUUUUCCUAGGAAACCGCUGCUACAGCCCUGUUCGUAGCGACCAAGGUCGAGGAGAACAUGCGGAAGUUCGGCGAGCUUGUCGCUGCUUGUGUACGGGCCGCUCAGAAAAAUCACGCUCUCGAGGUGCACCGGGAUGAUAAAGAAUUCUGGAAAUGGAAGGAUUGCAUAUUGACUAAAGAAGACUACCUCCUUGAAUCCAUCUGCUUCGACCUCUCUGUCGAGGCUCCAUACAACCUCCUGCUCCAAUACACAAACAAGCUGGGCGUCCAGACACGACAACUCAUUCGCACGGCCUGGACCUUCAUAAAUGACUCGACCCUUACAAUGUUGUGCCUCCUCUACCCAAGCAGGACUAUCGCAGCUGCCGCAUUGUAUUGUGCGGCAAAGCACUGUGGAACGGAAUUCCCGGAUCAGGACGGAAAGCCCUGGUGGGAGGUGGUUGGUGUGCUGAUCAAGGACAUCAAGAGAGCUUGCAAUUACAUGGCGGUGGUUUACGAGUGAGUGCAAAAAAAAAUCCCAGAUCGAAACCCUCUUUCAAGAUUCCAUUUUUUCUUAUCCCCCAUCGUUCCAGCAAACCUCCGGGUGGAACUAAUGUAGGUACAACCUUCAGGAAAAACCCUCUCCGAGGCGAAGAUGGUGUCCGAUAUGUUGCUACCCCGGAAAACGGAACGGAGACCACCCGGACAAGAGCCCGUGCCGUCAAUAAUUCGAGCCCUACGGCGGAGAGUGUUUCCAGAAGCAGGACCGAGAGCAGAUCCGGCAGUGAGGGUGGGAAAAGAAUGAGGGACCAAAGUAGAACAGACGAGGAAAUAUCUGAAGAGGCGGUGAAGAAAAAACUGAAGCUUCAUGAAGAAGUAGUCGGAAAUGGGGUUGAGGCGCCUGAAAAUAACUCCUCAAUGAGGGGGAAAGAGAGGGCGCCCCUGCCCCCGCCCCCGUCCGAGAAACCCGAGAGCGGUGAGCUUGAAGAAGGAGAAUUGGAUGACUAG